Messenger RNA from Adineta steineri, 1287 nucleotides. The record is from the annotation of a GenBank genome assembly. Lineage: Eukaryota; Metazoa; Rotifera; Eurotatoria; Adinetida; Adinetidae.
AUGCAUCUGUUCGAUAAAUUACGAGCAAGUUUACGACGAAAACCACAUAAAAUUGAAUUAACAUUAUCUCAACAAAUUGAAAAAUUACUUAAUCAGUCAAAUGUAGAAGAAGGUGAUCACCGUUUACGUUUACUUAGUUUAGUUUAUGAACAUCGUUCAAGACAAUUUCAUUUACUUAAUGUACCUCCAGAUGAUUCUAAACGUAUGGAAUUUGAAAGAUCGAUGCUUAAAAGUCUUCUUGCAAUUACGUCUUCUUCCUCUUGUUCAUCAUCAUCAUCAUCCUCAUCAUCAUCAACAUCACCAUCAACAAGAGCAACAGUAAACGAUCGAAUACAAUCGACUUUUCAACGAUCAUCUCGUCUUUAUAAAUCUAUGCCAAUGGCGACCUCUGAUUUACCGAUUAUUAUUAUAGAAUUUGGUCAACAGCGACAACGUAUUAAAUUAAAUAAAUAUUUGUUUAAUAUAAAUGAAUUAUUAGAAAUAUUUUCUAAAACAUUUCAAAUAUCAUUCAAUUUAAAUAAAUAUGAUAUUUUAUUAUUUAAUAAACGUCUUGAUUUAUUAACAAAACUUGAUUUUACUCAAUUAAAUAACUAUCAACGUUUUAAAAUACAAAUAAAUAAUAACAAUCAGACUGAUAAAUGCCACUCAUCUACGGUCAAAAGUGAAGAUGAAUUUACUUCAUUAAAACAACGAAUAAAUACAGCCUCGACGGAAAUCAAGCAUGUUUCUUCUUUAAUCAAUUCUAUCUGUAAAAAUUAUCAAAAUCUCAUUAAAACGCUGAUCAAUGAAGAAAAUCAAUCAAAUGACAAUCAUGUACAUCUAUCUGUUCCACCUGGUUUUAAACCAUUAUCAAAACUUAAUCAAAAGCAUUUGAAUAUAUCUCCACAAAAUUCUCAAAGUACUGAUGAAGGUAUCGAUCGUGAUGUUGGAAGUAUAUCCGUAUUUGAAUCAGCUCAUAGUGAUUAUGAAAUUGAAAGUGUUUACCUUGAAUGUCGGGAAGAUUUAACAAUUAUUAAUGAACCGAAUCCAAUAUCGAUAAAUCAUAAUAGUAAACUUGAAUGGCGUAAUCAACCAUAUCAAUAUCGUCCUCAAUGGAACAGUAAGAAAAUCCAACAUCAACCGAAUUAUAAUCGUGAUCAAUUUGGUGAUAAACCUCGUGUAAAAAAACCUAUUAAUAUUAAUAAAGCACCACUACCACCGGAAAAGAAAAAGAAUAUCCCAUGCAAAUAUGCUGCUGGUGGCAAUUGCAAACGAGGAAGUCAAUGUCGAUUUAUUCAUGUUGUUUAA